CUAAAGGCAUUUGUCAAAGUCACAAAAAAAUUGUUAACUUCUCUCUCUUUUACUUGCAGUGAAAAAUUUCAGGACUAUCAAAUAUAUUAUCAAGUAAACUAAUUUACUAAAAUUCUAUAGAUAAUAUCUAAAUCUGAAAUAUUUUAUACUGUGUAGUAAAUGGUGACUUUCGAAAACGUUAACUAAUAUUAAUAUCGAUAGUGCGCGCCGGUGAAAUUGUGAUCAUGGCGAAUCCGUCAUCAGGCGUUGUGGUGCCACGGAACUUUCGUCUUUUAGAAGAACUUGAACAAGGCCAAAAGGGAGUUGGUGAUGGUACCAUAUCUUGGGGCCUUGAAAGCGAUGAUGACAUGACGUUGACUCACUGGACGGGCAUGAUAAUUGGCCCGCCAAGGACUCCAUAUGAAAAUAGAAUGUACUCUCUUAAAAUUGAAUGUGGCACUCGGUACCCUGAUGAACCUCCUACUGCUAGAUUUAUUUCUAGAAUCAACAUGAACUGUGUCAACAGUCAGACUGGACUUGUGGAUAAUCGACAAGUCCCAAUACUUGCAAGAUGGCAAAGAGAUUACACUAUAAAAACUGUUUUACAAGAACUAAGACGUCUCAUGACACUUAAAGAAAACAUGAAGUUAUCCCAACCCCCAGAAGGAAGUACCUUCUAGUUCCUCUAUCACUGAAAAUAUGUCUUGAUAGACCCAAUCUACUUUAUUCACCUUGGGAAGAUACAAUUUAUUUAUCAAUUAUUUGUGUAUGACAGUUUCAUUUUUCAUUGUAGUCUUAAUUUAAGUGAUGCUAUGCUUUUAUGUAUCUUCAUACUAUAGGUAUAUUUAUAUCUUCAUGCUAUUUAUUAUCUUUCUAGAACAGGCAGAGGGAAUAGGUACAUGCUGCAUUUAAUUUAAAUGUAAAUGCUAUUUUGUACAUGAAGCUUAUUGUCACGAAUUUAUCUCAGUUGUGGAUUGGGCAAAUAAUUAUGUAUUUUAUAAGAACUUCCUAAAACAGUUCAUAAUUACCAACUUAGAGGGUAAUACCCAUUUAUUUAUCAUAUUACCUAAAUUAUUGUGGCCUUUGAAAAAUAAUGUUGCUUUUGGUAUUUUAAGGCUAGUUUUACCAAUGCAUGUUUUUAGGAACAACUUAAUAUUUUAAUAUAUAGAUUAAUACAGGUGUGGAGUGGUCUGCUACCAUAUAUCUUUUGUUGUUUCUAAAUACAAGCAUAUUAUUUUUAAAAUCUUUUAUCUCAUUCCUACUGUAUCUAAAAUUAAAGUUCAAAUACUUAUUUUCCUUAUAAUAUAACAUGAUCAAGUGUAAAGUAUUUUAGGAAAUUUUUAUUUCUUAGGCACAUAAGAUAAAGUAUUACUGGUUCAAUAUACAGUUUGGCAUCACUUGCCCUUAUUAACAAUUUUGUCACAAGAACAAUAAGCAUAUAAUGCAAUGUUUAAUGAAGUCCACCAUAAUAUUUUGUACUAUAAUUCCUUUGACACAUUUACAACUGUUAGCCUUCAGCUCCCAUAUAAUAAUAUGCUUGAAUUUAUUGUUACAAACCAAAAUGCUAAGUCAUUGUUUCAUAGCAUUAAUAUUUUUACCAAUGUAUAACUAGCAAAGGUAAAUAAAUCAAAUACUGUCA
Messenger RNA from Galleria mellonella (greater wax moth), 1618 nucleotides. RefSeq names its product ubiquitin-conjugating enzyme E2 variant 2 (gene Uev1A). The record is from RefSeq and is a predicted model, not a curated record. Gene Ontology annotation, biological process: protein K63-linked ubiquitination; DNA damage tolerance. NCBI's taxonomy places the organism in Eukaryota, Metazoa, Arthropoda, Insecta, Lepidoptera, Pyralidae. Gene Ontology annotation, cellular component: nucleus. The coding region runs from base 225 to 659 and encodes 144 amino acids. The transcript is spliced from 4 exons.